AUGAAAACUCUGAACAAAUUAUUAAAAACUGUACCAAAGAACCGUGCACGUGUAUAUUUAGUACAAUCUUUCAGUAAAGAUUUUGAACAAUUUGCUAACGACUUAAAAAAUCUAAUGAAUUGGCAGGCUGAUGUCUUGUCAACGGCCAAGGCAGUAAAUAAAGCAAUUGUUGUAUAUAAUACAAGAGGAGACGAUACACCAUUAAAGAAGAAGGCGGAAAAUAGAAAUCAAACUUCAUCUCCUGAAUCUCCAUGUCCCGGUGGAUUGCCCUCAGAAUUACCACCAUAG
This is a messenger RNA of Funneliformis caledonium, 288 nucleotides long. The record is from the annotation of a GenBank genome assembly. NCBI's taxonomy places the organism in Eukaryota, Fungi, Glomeromycota, Glomeromycetes, Glomerales, Glomeraceae.